AGGACACCCGGCGAGGAGCAGCUCGCGAGCACCGCUCCGCACGUACUCACAUGGGCCGUGUCCCCGUUUCCAAACACCGCCCCACCCUCUCUCUCUCUAUCUCUAUCUCGCUCUCUGAAACGCUGCCACCCUGCUUGCUGCUCUGUCCAAAGCUCUGUCCGACUCUCUCUCUCUAGCCCUCUCCCUCUCUCUCUCUUUCUCUCUCUUCGCGUGAAGUGAAAUCUGCGUGAAGUUGGUGAGACCCGGCAACGCACGCGAGGAGCCUAGCCGAUCCGAGCAACUGGGUAGCGGCCGGUUUCGCCUUCCGUCGAAGCUUUUCCGGCGAGUUCCGUGGGGGAGGGAGGGAAGGAAAUGGGGUGCGCGCAGUCGAAGAUCGACAACGAGGAGUCGGUGGCGCGCUGCAAGGAGCGGAGGAACUUCAUGAAGGACGCGGUGGCGGCGAGGAACGCCUUCGCGGCGGGGCACACCGGGUACGCCAUGGCCCUCAAGAACACCGGCGCCGCGCUCGGCGACUACGGCCACGGCGAGGCCGAGGAGAGCUUCGACCACGCCCUCCGCAGCCAGGCGGCGCCGCUGGAAGCCGCCCCGCCACCGCCCCCCCGCCCCGCCGCCGCCCCGCCGCCGCCGCCGCUGCCGCCGAUGGACACCCUCAUGCCGCCCCCUCCUCCUCCGCCGCCGAACUUCUCCCCCAGCUCGAGCCCGCUCAAGAGGGCCAGCAGCUUGCCGGAGCCGAGGCGGAACCCCAUCGCGAGGAAAGAGUCGGCCGCGAUUCCGGAGGAAGACGAGGUGGAAGACGAGGGCCGGGCCCGUGAGGAAGAAGAAGAAGAAGAAGAGGAGGAGGAGAAGAUGCAGAGUCUCCGGCGGCCGCCUCGUCCGCGGCCGAGGGCGAGAAAUACCGCCGCCGCUCCUCCGGGGAGUGCUCCGCUGAGCAAUGCCGUCCCGCCAGUGCCGGGUACGGAUGUGGCGUGGGAUUACUUCUUCAAUGUGGAGCUUCCAGCUUCGAGUCUGAACGAUGAAGAGGAGAUUGAUAACGGGAACGUCGAGAGCGAAGGCAUCGGAUUUGGAGAAAUGGGCAAUGGGCCAAAUGGAAAUGGGGUCAUGGAGGUCGAACCGAAGACGCCGGAGAAGGUGGUGGAGACGAAAGUAGCGGCGGCUGCGGCGGUGGAGGAGAGCGGCGUGAAGGAUGUGGGGAAUGUGCAGAUCCAGCAUUCGAGUACUGCUCCUGCUGAAUUAGGCCGGAAAGCGGGCAAGGCUGGAAAUGGGGUCAGUCUGAUGAAGGUGCUGAACGACAUUGACGAUCUGUUCCUCAAGGCUUCCGAGAGCGCACAGGAGGUCUCGAAAAUGCUCGAGGCAACACGGUUGCAUUACCACUCGAAUUUCGCCGACGCUCGGAGUCACAUCGAUCAUUCUGCAAGGGUCAUGCGUGUCAUCACAUGGAAUAAGUCAUUCAGAGGUGGCAUAUCCAAUGGUGACAGUGUUAAGGAUGACCUUGAUACAGAUGAAUAUGAAACUCAUGCCACAGUUUUGGAUAAGCUAUUAGCAUGGGAGAAAAAGCUCUACGAAGAAGUGAAGCAAGGUGAGCACAUGAAGCUAGAGUAUCAGAAAAAGGUGGCUUUGCUAAACAAGCAGAAGAAACGUGGUGCUAGUGGUGAAUCCCUGGAGAAAACAAAAGCAGCUGUAAGUCAUUUGCAUACGACAUACAUAGUUGACAUGCAGUCCAUGGAUUCAACUGCUUCAGAAAUAAACCACAUAAGGGACAAACAGCUGUACCCAAAGCUUGCGCAACUUGUCGAUGGGAUGGCGAAUAUGUGGGAAAUGCGCAUGCAUCAUGAUAAGCAGGAGUCUAUUGUUAGAGACCUGAUGUCCCUGGACAGCUCAAAUGCGCCCAAGGAAACAACUAAGCAUCACUAUGACCGCACAGACCAACUUCAUAAAUAUGUUCUUGAGUGGCAAUUACAAUUUGACAAGCUCAUUACCCAUCAGAAACAAUACAUCCAAGCUUUACACAGCUGGUUAAAGUUAAAUCUUAUUCCCAUUGAGAGUAGCCUUAAAGAAAAGAUCUCAUCUCCACCCAGGGCCCAGAAUCCUCCAAUCCAAGCUCUGAUAGUCUCGUGGCAUGACUACCUUGAAAAGCUUCCUGACGAGCUUGCUAAGUCUGCUAUUUUUGCAUUUGCUGCUGUAAUACACAACAUCAUAGCACAUCAGGAAGAGGAGAUGAAACUGAAAGACAAGUGUGAGGAGACUAGAAGAGAGUACUUGCGCAAGAAACAGGCAUUUGAGGAUUGGUACCAGAAAUACGAGCACCGAAGGGUGCCCGACGAAACUAGAACAGAAGAUGCAAACCAUCAUGACCCUGUGGUGAUAGAGCGGCAAGCGGUGGUCGAAAGCUUGUAUAAGAAGUUGGAAGAUGAUGUUGAAGCUCACCGAAGACUGUGUAUUCAGGUCAGAGAGAAGUCACUGGGGAAUCUCAAGAAUCGCUUGCCCGAGCUCUUCCGAGCUAUGGCAGCCUAUUCACAACACUGUGCAGAUGCUUAUGGAAAUUUGAGGUUCAUAACACAGUCGCAGAGAUCAAACGGGCCUGCCUCCUAGAAUGGUAACACCUGUUUCGUUGGGAGAAGUGUCUAAGAUCGUGAACUUUAGUAGGCGAUCAUCCUUAUUAUAUCGCUAUACACAUAUUUCCAUACAGCCUUGGUUGUUUUAAUCUGUUAAUAUCCACUCGUCACCUCCCACAUGAACAUGCACAUGCUCAGAUGGAUGGUGUGGUAAUUUUGAAGUGAACGCCCAGGUAUAUUAGUAUUUGCCGUCUUCAUGAGUUUAUUUGCGAAUAGCAAGCACGUAUGCUUAGAGUAUUCCGAAUGCCUUAGGCCUUUUUCAAGUUGAAGUUGGUGCGGUGCUCCAAAAUAUGCAUUGCAGUGUCCUCAUAUGGUCAUGAUGAAACUGAUUAUUCAUUAUUGUAGUGGUGUGUAUAAUCUUGGGGCAUUUGGGAAAUGAAGUUGCAUGACAGAAAAGGCCAGGCAAGAGUACUCCUCAUGCAGUCCUUACAAAGUGACAAGGAUCACCAAGUAUCCCAAAAGCCUAGACCUAUAGCUCCUAACCACGUGCCUCCAUACCUUAGGCCCUGUACAGUUAGGAAUCUAAUCAAUUCUGGAAUGACUCUUUGUACGUCAGUAAUGUUUUCUUGCCUUGAGAAAUCAGAAACCAAUGGGUGUACCCAUUUGGAAGUUGUUCUUUGGUGUAAUCUCUGACACUCGAAAAAGCAUCAGAAAACCAAGAUGAGAAGGAACGUUUCUAAUUGGAAAAUUGGAACAGUUCUUGUUCAGUUAGGGGGAUUAAUCAAAUCCAAAAGCAAAGGUUACUACUUUCGGUUCAUUUCGUUCAGGCGAGGCACUUCAGGGAUUGAUUUCUACAGCACCUUUAGUGGCCAAUGAAGAGAAAAUUACCUUUCCUUCUCUGGUGGAUGAUGGGCAUCAAGAACUGGCGGGAGCCAAGGAUGGAGGUCAUCCACUUGGGGAGGAACGGCAACAGCAACGACAGCAACAAGCCUAGUCAUGGUCAGCAUGAGAAAAUACAUCAAGGGUGGCAACGAUUUUGGAGAAGAUUCAAGAGGGACAAGAAGGUCUCCAGUUCUAUUAACAACAACAAAAUCAAGGGUUCUUAUGAUCCUGAUGAAUACUCUCAGAAUUUCGAUGAAGGAAUCGAUUGUGCUGAGCCCGAUAAUCUCUCUCGGUCAUUCUCCGCUCGGUUCGCCGAUCCGUGGUGGAGGAUCGAUCCGAAGAAGAUAAUGUUGGUAGAUAUGGAUUGAGGUUGUUCAAAUGGGUCAAUUAGCUUAGCUGCUGUGUAUGUAACCUUGUUUGCAGGAUUGGGUCUUGAGUCCCUCUCCAACUGUAUUAUAAUUCAUGCAAAGGGUUUGGCUAUUCUUUUC
This is a messenger RNA of Eucalyptus grandis, 3922 nucleotides long. RefSeq names its product protein ROLLING AND ERECT LEAF 2. The record is from RefSeq and is a predicted model, not a curated record. NCBI's taxonomy places the organism in Eukaryota, Viridiplantae, Streptophyta, Magnoliopsida, Myrtales, Myrtaceae.